This is a messenger RNA of Balaenoptera musculus (blue whale), 2275 nucleotides long. RefSeq names its product bestrophin 2 (gene BEST2). Gene Ontology annotation, molecular function: chloride channel activity. Bases 211 to 1935 code for a protein of 574 amino acids. The transcript has 8 exons. The record is from RefSeq and is a predicted model, not a curated record. NCBI's taxonomy places the organism in Eukaryota, Metazoa, Chordata, Mammalia, Artiodactyla, Balaenopteridae.
CUGAGCAGGUGGGAGGAGACGGGAAGCUGAGCCAGAGCCGGUACCGGGGAGGUGGCCGGGCGUGGAAAGUGACGCGGAGCUGAGUCGUCCCCACACCUUUCCACCCUCGCCCGCAGCCUUCCUGCCCGGCCCGGCCCCCCAUUCCUCGGCCCCCAAUCCCGGGUCCGGUCCAGCCCCCUCUCCUUGGGCUCGACCGGCCCGGACGCCGCAAUGACCGUCACGUACACAGCUUGCGUGGCGAACGCGCGCUUCGGCGGCUUCUCGAAGCUGCUGCUGCUGUGGCGCGGGAGCAUCUACAAACUUCUGUGGCGCGAGCUGCUGUGUUUCCUUGGGCUCUACAUGGCGCUGAGUGCCGCCUAUCGCUUCGUGCUGACCGAAGAGCAGAAGCGCUACUUUGAGAAGCUCGUUCUUUACUGCGACCAGUACGCCAGUCUCAUCCCGGUCUCUUUUGUCCUCGGCUUCUACGUAACGCUGGUGGUGCACCGCUGGUGGAACCAGUACCUAUGCAUGCCCCUGCCCGACGCGCUCAUGUGCGUGGUGGUCGGCACAGUGCACGGGCGCGACGAGCGCGGCCGCCUCUACCGACGCACGCUCAUGCGCUAUGCAGGGCUCUCUGCUGUGCUUAUCCUGCGCUCUGUCAGCACCGCUGUCUUCAAGCGCUUCCCCACCAUAGACCAUGUGGUGGAAGCAGGGUUUAUGACCCGCGAGGAGCGCAAGAAGUUCGAGAACCUGAACUCAUCCUACAACAAGUACUGGGUGCCUUGCGUCUGGUUCUCCAACCUGGCGGCGCAGGCUCGGCGCGAGGGCCGCAUCCGCGACAACGGCGCCCUUAAGCUGCUGCUGGAGGAGCUGACUGUGUUUCGGGGCAAGUGUGGGAUGCUCUUUCACUACGACUGGAUUAGCGUACCCCUUGUCUACACCCAGGUGGUGACCAUCGCUGUGUACAGCUACUUCCUGGCCUGCCUCAUCGGUCGCCAGUUCCUGGACCCGGCGCAGGGCUACAAAGACCACGACCUGGACCUGUGCGUGCCCAUCUUCACCCUGCUGCAGUUCUUCUUCUACGCGGGCUGGCUCAAGGUAGCUGAGCAGCUCAUCAACCCCUUCGGAGAGGACGACGAUGACUUUGAGACCAACUUUCUGAUCGACCGCAACUUCCAAGUGAGACUCUCUCGAUUAAGACCAUCCCUGGGCUCCCAAAGCGGCCCUGGCCCCACCCCUGCUAAGACUCGCUCAGACAUCGCCCCUGAUCCAUCCUUCUCUCUUUGGUCACCACACUCCUACCCAUCCACAGGGGCCCACCCUGCGGUGCCGGCGCUUUUCCAUGCCCCACUCUUCCCCGCGUAUCCUCGCCCGCAGGUGUCAAUGCUGGCCGUGGACGAGAUGUACGACGACCUGGCCAUGCUGGAGAAAGACCUGUACUGGGACGCAGCUGAGGCUCGCGCUCCCUACACCGCGGCCACCGCCUUCCUGUUGCAGCAGCCCUCCUUCCAGGGCUCCACCUUCGACAUCACGCUGGCCAAGGAGGACAUGCAGUUCCAGCGGCAGGACGGCGUGGAUGCGCCGCUGAGCGAUGCACACGGCGACUUCCUGCAGCGCCUCCUGCCGGUGGGCGCGGGCAUGGCCGCUGGAGGCCUGCUGGGCCGGCGCCUGUCUUUACUGCGCCGCAAGAACAGCUGCGUGUCGGAGGAAUCCACAGCCGCCAGCUGCGCAUGCGCGGGCGCCCCUGAUGGCGCGGCCCCAGAGUGCAGUUGCGGUGACCCGCUGCUAGACUUAGGCCUGCCGGAGCCGGAGUCUGAGCCCCACGCCGGCCACGAGCCGCCAGCCCCCGGACCACCCGCCGAGCCCUUCACCGUUGUGCCAAUGCCCGGGCCCCGGGGGCCGGCUCCACCCUGGCUGCCCAGCCCCAUUGGCGAGGAGGAGGAGAGUCUAACCUGAGACCCUUGGACCCUGGAUCCCCAAGGACAGGGAAAAUGCCCCAACACCGCCCGCAAGCAGUGGUUUGGGCUUUAUAAGCUGCCUGUGGACUCUGCCCGCCCGCUUCUUACCUGCCUGCAUCCCGCCUUUACGUUUGGCACAGAGGCUUGGAGCGCCUCCUGUGGGCCAGGCACUGCACUGAGGGCAGGGUAUUCUUCCAGCAUCUUUGAACUGCCGGUCCUUACCACCAGCUCUACUUCCUACCCGCCACUGCGUGAGAGUUUUUAUCAGUGUGCCCUGCCUUUCUUCUUUCCUCAAAAUGGACAUAUGAGUGCCCACCUCAAUGAGCUGUGAGGGUGAA